AUGAUCCCGCAAAUCCUCACUGAUUACGGCAACCCAUUCUGGAUUUCAGAAAUAUGCUUCCUCCAAACUGGGAUCGUGAUGGCUCGCAAUUCUGCAGGCUCCGACGAUGCCAUCCACACGGACAGGAACGCGAGGGCUCCCGAUCAUGCAAUCUCUGACAGCGUUCCCCACGAGAACAAGAACACUGAAUUUGAAGCGCUUUUGAAACUCGGAAGCCAAGAACUCACAGAUGCAAAUGCAAAUCUGCUAAAGAACCCAAUACACCCAAUCUUCCAGAAACAGAGGUGGCGGAAAUCAGCGCAAGAUGCUUGGCUUCCACUGCAACCUGCUCUGAGUCUGGCGUCAAAAGCCAUCGGCGAAGACGAGAUGGUAGCUUUUUGGUACCAUCUGGUUUGGGGAAGAUAA
This is a messenger RNA of Letharia columbiana, 405 nucleotides long. RefSeq lists its product as uncharacterized. The record is from RefSeq and is a predicted model, not a curated record. Lineage: Eukaryota; Fungi; Ascomycota; Lecanoromycetes; Lecanorales; Parmeliaceae. Bases 1 to 405 code for a protein of 134 amino acids. The transcript has a single exon.